Molecule: messenger RNA, 657 nt
Organism: Babesia sp. Xinjiang
Lineage: Eukaryota; Apicomplexa; Aconoidasida; Piroplasmida; Babesiidae
Product: Ubiquitin carboxyl-terminal hydrolase isozyme L3
Exons: 8
Coding region: 1-657 (218 amino acids)
Biological process (GO): protein deubiquitination; ubiquitin-dependent protein catabolic process
Cellular component (GO): cytoplasm
Molecular function (GO): cysteine-type deubiquitinase activity
Source: RefSeq, a predicted model, not a curated record
AUGCACGCAAUGGCGGGAAACUUCUCGCCUAUCGAGUCGUCCCCAGAAGUCUUCGGCAAAUAUGCCAAGCAACUAGGUCAAUACGAUGUAAUGUUCGAAGAUUUAGUAGCAUGGGAGGAUUGGGCAUACGAUCAGAUCGUAUAUUACCGGGAUUCCGAUGUAAAAUACACCUCCCCAAAAAAGGUUUCGCCGAAAGUGUGGUUCGCACAUCAGCGGGUUAGAAAUACCUGCGGCACCGUCGCUUUGUUACACCUCCUCAACAACAUUACCGAAAAGGCGAUACCGGAGGAUGGAUCCAUACUCGAACAAAUGAAACAAAAAUCACUCGAGGCAACGCCAGAAGAAAGAGGAAAGAUCAUUGAAAAGACACAUGAAAUUAAGGAACUACAUGCCUAUUUCGAAUCGGAGGGACAGACGACGAUUGACAGUGAUGAAGAAUGCGUACUGUCUCACUACGUCACUUUUGUUAUCGUCGAUGGCGAAUUGUACGAAUUGGACGGGGCGCUAAACUCCCCAGUGAAUCACGGGAAAGCUAAUUCUAAGAAUUUUAUGAAGCGUGUUGAGGAAAUUGUACAUGGCACAUUCAUGGCAAUGGAACCGGACAACCUGGCAUUCGCUGCGAUUGUUGCAUCAAUCAACCAACCAAAUGAAGAGUGA